Sporothrix brasiliensis 5110 is the source of this 822-nucleotide messenger RNA. RefSeq lists its product as uncharacterized. The record is from RefSeq and is a predicted model, not a curated record. Bases 1 to 822 code for a protein of 273 amino acids. NCBI's taxonomy places the organism in Eukaryota, Fungi, Ascomycota, Sordariomycetes, Ophiostomatales, Ophiostomataceae. The transcript is spliced from 2 exons.
AUGCACGCCUCAUCAUUGCUGCUGGCCUCUGUGGCCGCCGUCGCCGUCAUGGCCUCGCCGAGUUACCCCGAGCUGACGAGCAACAAUGCCAUGCCCGGUGCUCUCGACACUGUCUCCAGCUACUUCAACGUGCUAGCUGAGAAAGCCCAGCAGACUCGCCAGUCUGCAGCUGCACCCGUCUGCGAUCUUUCCAAGGCUGUCUUCCCCGCCAAUUCCGCCACACCGGCCCUGCCUCCGCCCUCGGCUGGCCUUGUCCUCAAGCACGUCGCCAUCGGCCGCGGUACCCAGAACUACACCUGCGACGUCGCAAACGCGACCGCCGUCCCCGUCGCGGCCGGCGCCCUGGCCACCCUCUUCAAUGCCAGCUGCGUCGCCGCCAGCUAUCCCGACGUCCUCGACCUGCUGCCCCGCGUCGUCCUGCCCUUCAACUUGUCAGACAAUGAGAUUUCCGCCUUUUCCACCCGCCUCUACCCGACCAACCUUGCUCUGUCGGGCCACCACUACUUUAAGACGGCCACAACGGCGUUUUUCGACCUGGACACCCCCACCACCCAGGUCGGCCAGAUCCCCUGCGGCAAGACAGCCACCCAGAGUGCGCCCAGCGACACGGUUGUGGGCUCUGAUUCGGACAACCGCGGCCAGCAGGGCGAGGCGGCCGUGGCAUGGCUGAAGCUGGCGGCCACGGCGCCCACGACAGGCGGCCUGCAAGAGGUGUACCGGCUGCAGACCGUCGGCGGCAGCCCGCCAGCAAAGUGUGCCGGCAUGCCGGCUGAGUUUACGGUGCAGUACGCAGCUCAGUACUGGUUUUACGAGACCAGCUAA